GUAAAAUUUCUACACAAACUUAUCGUGUAAACAGAUUAUGUCGUAUACAACUGAGAACGAUUCAUCUGAUCAUCCGCAUCCAUGUGAUAAGCAUAUAUCACCUGGCGAUGAGGAUGAUGGUGGCGAUUCUAGUCUUACUUUACCUGCUGAAGCACAGUAUGAUCCAACCUUGACUGGAGCAGAAUAUUACCAAACAGGUGGUUAUUGGCAUGCUGGAACACAAAUGAUGGAUUGUUUAUUUCAAACUGAUCGGAUUGCAGAUGUGGCUUUCGAUCCUUUAGAAGAAUUAAUCUGGUGUGUGACACGUACAGGUCAAAUGAGUGCAUUCUAUUCAACUACCAUGGAACGUUAUAUAACACUUACUGUACCGUUGAUUUCGGAUGUGAAUUCACUUGAAACUAUCACACCAUAUAAUGGAUUGAAGCAAGUCUUUCCUUCACCUCGUCCAAUGGAACAUUCUGUUUUUGUUUUGGCUAAUAAUGCUUUACAUGCUUAUACAAAAAUGGGCAGACCGUUAGCUUCUGUUGUGGCAAAUAUCAUCCAUUGGUUCAGCAUUUGUAGAUCAAUGCUGCGACUAGUUAGAGCUUUUAAACAAGUAACAGUGUGGGGUGGCAUUGAAUUAUUAUUGGAUCAGCCGAAAUCAAACGACUGCAUUACUUAUAAGGACUUCAAUGUUUCCCCACCAUCUGAAUCGUGUGUUUAAAACGAGUGGGAGAUUAGUCAACUGUUUUUAUGUGAGUGUAUUUACUUACUGGGUUUUCAUUGCUAAACACAAUAAUGAAUAUUUACUAACUGGAUAAACUGAUACAUAUCACCCUGCAAUAAUUUAUCCCUCACUCACGUUAUUUAUGAAUAAUAAUUUCCUUUUUAGACAUAAAUUCAUGCUAGAGUUAGAAUGUUUAGCUGUAACUGGUCCUACUGGUACCUUGAUGAGUGGGUCCGGUAUUAGAGGAGCUGGUAAUGGUUUGGGGAACUUCGCACGAUUUUUCUUGGGUGGUCUUCAACCAACCCUACUAGAAGUAGAUGCUGUAGAACGUUGGGGUGAAGUAAUCAAUACAAUAGAUGUUGGAAUUGGUGGAUCUGUAGUGCUUCGACCAUUCAGUGGUGGCUUAUGCGCUGGAAAUACAAAUGGAAAAGUUAUGAUAAUCGAUUCGCGUACCAGUCAUGGUAUUGUACGUGAAUUAGACGCGCAUACUGGUGAAAUCUCUGAUAUGACAGUUGAUGCGAAUAGUCAUACAUUAGUCACUUGUGGAUGGUCACGUAUCGGUGAUUCUGGAUUACGUGUGGACCGCUUGUUGAGAGUCUAUGAUCUUCGAUCGGGUCGUGCUCAAGUUCCACUCUCUACAUCACUAGAUCCAUGUUUUGUUCGAUUUAUACCUGGUUGCAGUGAUAGUUUAUUGGCUACUUCACAAACUGGUGCUUUUCAAACUAUACAAUGGGGUAAAAUUGCGUUUUCCCCAAAUGAUUUAGGUCAAUUGUGGUUAGGUUACGACCGACUAGUUGCCACAGAUCUAUCACAAAAUGGGAAUUGUGUCGUUUUCGCCACUGAAGCUGGACAACUACACUUAUAUAUUCAUGAUAUAAAUUUGUGCCAAUUUAAUACAUCACCUUUACCUACAGAAUUCGCUUCUCCAUUCCCGGAAAGCUUAUGGCCUACAAAUACACUACAAACUACAAUCCCAGUAAAUUAUUCAUUAAUGAUUUUCGAUGAUCCUGCUAGUACACUGUAUGGAAGCAAUUUAGCUGGAAUUGGUAAAACAGCUGCUGAAUCAAUUGGCUUACAAAUGUUAGCUGCUUCUAUACAUCAACCGCCAGAAAGUUUAUCCAGUCCAGAUUUUCUAAAUCUUGUCGAACGUCGUAAAGCCGAAGCAGCACGUGAAGCAGUUCUUACUGCUUAUAAACCAAUUGAAUAUGAUGAUUAUCGUUUCUCAUUAGCCAGUGUUCCUUUUGCCGCUUAUCCACCACCAGUAUUCGAUUCAACCAAUAAUCCAAUUGAAGAUGAAUCAAGUUGUAUAUGGAAAGCUAAACUGGACACAAUGUGUACAUCAGAUUGGCCAGAAGAUUUGAAUAAAUCACAGCACAAAGUAAUGAAUGAAGUUGAUCCUGAUCUUUUAAAUAAUGCCAAUAGAAAACGAGCUGUACGUAAACCACCUCAAUGGGGAACUGUAUGGCAUCCAUAUUCCACGGAUGAAGUAACAAUGAACUUAUAUACUACUCAUAAUAAUAUUGAUGAUAAUAGCAUGGAAACUGGAUGUUCUAGUCCAUUGCAAUUAGGUCGUUUCGAACAUGUUACAAUGAAAGCAACAACAACAACAGCAACAAUCAACGCUACUAUCCCCACUACCACCAUCACAGCAAUUACAUCAUCCACAUCGACGGCAGUCACUAAUAACAAAUUGCCUACAUUAGCAUAAUCAUAUUAUCGUCAUUAAUAAAAUGCAUUUCAGUUGUUUAUUUCUGUUAUUGUCAUCGUCACUUGACUUUUUUUUUCUAUGUUAACAAAAUUGCAUUGAGAAGUUAUUUACACCGCUACAUUUCUAUUGAUGCUUUGCUUCACCUUUAAGAUAUAUAUCAAUAACAACAUAACGUACAUUGUCCAUUGACAUCCAAUCACCAUGUACAAUCAAUUUUAGUUUAAUUUAUGUACAAAUAUUUAGAUUGUUUUUUCUCUUUUACAUUGUAUGGUAGUAUGGUUUUUCUUAUUUCUCUGUAUUGAUUAUACUUAGUUAACAAUCGAGUUUUAUUUCCUUUUGUUGCCUCGGUUAUUAUUAUUUUUUUUGCAUUAUAUAUAUUAAAUAGAUAGGUUUUCUUUUUUUAGUUAAAACAAGCAUAACUGUGGGGGGGGGUUACUGUUUUUUUUUAAAAUUUUUUUUAAAAAACCCACUGUUCCCCCCCCCAUAUUUUAACUGUUAUUUUUACGAACUGUUAAUAAAUGGAUCAAUGAAAA
Messenger RNA from Schistosoma margrebowiei, 2947 nucleotides. The record is from the annotation of a GenBank genome assembly. NCBI's taxonomy places the organism in Eukaryota, Metazoa, Platyhelminthes, Trematoda, Strigeidida, Schistosomatidae.